GCACGUGGCGCUAGCCAAUCGCUGGCAACAACAGCUUCUCCCGCCUGCGGCGAACCCAAUCGAAGCAAAAUUAUACAAGUGAGGUGGCUUCUUCGUUCUUUUCCCUCGUUUGCCUGGAUCGCCGGUUGAAAGGAUAUUUUGGACACCGAGUACUCAUUUUCUUGCUCCUAUGAGAUACUGAGUGGCUUUUUUUUUCUCGCUUGAAGUUAUUGUUCGUGUGGCCCGCGUGGUGGCCAUUCGAGUUCAUCAUGACGAGACUCGUGGAAGACCCCCAGAUCAAAUAUGCUUCGCUGCAUAACCCGAUACCGACUCAACUCCAUGUCUACGUGUGGCCCUUUUUGAUCAUCUGGCCAACCUUCUUCGCCUUUUACCUCUCUCCCGAACGCUACGAUACGUAUAUCCAAGGACAGGAAUGGACUUUUGUGUGGUCCGGAUCGAUCCUCACGCUCCAGUCGCUUCUCUGGCUGAUGACCAAAUGGAGUAUCAACGUCCGGACGCUGUUCACUACCACCCGUGCCAGGUCUCCUGAUUCCGCUCAGCUUAUCAAGGUGAUUCCGGAGGCCAAUUCUGGAUCCGCCGAGAUCUGUCCGUUGGUUCGGGAUACCUUGGGUGGAGUUACCACGACCUCGUUCCUAUUCCAAAAGCGUCGUUUCAUCUACUACCCUGAGCGGAAAUCCUUUGCGCCCCUGUCGUACGCCUUGGACGCAGAGCCCAAGCCUGCUCUCAAGACCUUUCAGGAAUGCGAGGGUAUCACUUCCCAAGCUGAGGUUGAGCGUAUUCAGCAUCAUUAUGGGGAUAACACGUUCGACAUUCCCGUCCCCGGGUUUAUCGAGCUAUUCCAGGAGCAUGCGGUCGCGCCUUUCUUCGUAUUUCAGGUCUUUUGUGUUGGACUGUGGAUGUUGGAUGAAUACUGGUACUAUUCGUUAUUCACACUCUUUAUGCUCGUUACCUUCGAGAGUACGGUUGUGUGGCAGCGACAGAGGACCCUGAACGAGUUCCGUGGCAUGAACAUCAAACCUUACGAUGUGUGGGUCUACCGUGAGCGCAAAUGGCAGGAAAUCACCAGUGACAAACUGCUUCCGGGCGACUUGAUGUCAGUCAACCGUACCAAGGAAGACGGCGGCGUUGCGUGCGAUAUCCUUCUUAUCGAAGGUAGCGUCAUUGUUAACGAGGCCAUGUUGUCCGGUGAGAGUACACCUCUUCUCAAGGAAUCUGUCCAGCUUCGGCCCGGCGACGACUUGAUUGAACCUGAUGGACUGGACAAGAAUGCCUUUGUACACGGAGGAACCAAAGUCCUGCAGGUUACUCACCCGAACACCACCAACGGCGACGACUCUCAGCUGAAGACCUCUAAGGUCGGCACACCGCCAGACAACGGCGCUAUUGGUGUUGUUGUGAAGACUGGAUUUGAAACUAGCCAGGGCAGUCUUGUCCGCACUAUGAUUUACUCGACCGAACGUGUCUCUGCCAACAAUGCGGAAGCUCUGCUUUUCAUUUUGUUCCUUUUGAUUUUCGCCCUUGCUGCGUCUUGGUAUGUCUGGCAAGAGGGUGUCUCCAAGGACCGCAAGAGAUCAAAGCUGCUGCUGGACUGUGUUCUUAUUGUUACAAGCGUGGUUCCCCCGGAGCUUCCCAUGGAGCUCAGUCUUGCUGUCAACACUAGUCUGGCUGCUUUGAGCAAGUUCGCGAUCUUCUGCACUGAGCCUUUCCGAAUUCCGUUUGCUGGUCGCGUUGAUAUUGCAUGCUUUGACAAGACCGGUACCUUGACAGGUGAGGAUCUCGUUGUCGACGGUGUUGCAGGCCUCAGCCUAGGACAGCCUAGUGCCAAGGUCGAGAAGGAUGGCGCACACACCGAUCUUAGCAAGGGAAACACUAUCGGAGCUGAUACCGCACUUGUUCUUGCUAGUGCUCAUGCUUUAGUCAAGUUGGACGAGGGUGAGGUUGUUGGUGAUCCAAUGGAGAAGGCAACUCUUCAGUGGCUUGGGUGGACUCUCGGAAAGCACGAUAUUCUCACACCCAAGUCUGGAUCCUCAGGCGCCUCUCCUCGCUCUGCCGAUUCUGUCCAGAUCAAGAGACGCUUCCAAUUCUCUUCUGCCCUAAAGCGACAAAGCACGAUCGCAACCGUGGUUACCAACGACCGUAAGACAAACAAGAAGGUUAAGUCUACCUUCGUGGGUGUCAAAGGUGCCCCUGAGACUAUCAGAACCAUGUUGGUCAAUUCUCCGCCAAACUACGAAGAGACAUACAAGUACUUUACUCGCAACGGCGCCCGUGUCCUCGCACUUGCCUACAAGUACCUCUCUACCGAAGCCGAGCUCUCGCAGGGCCGAAUCAACAACUACACCAGGGAGGAUAUUGAAUCCGAGCUUACCUUUGCCGGCUUCCUCGUUCUGCAGUGCCCUCUGAAGGAUGACGCUAUCAAGGCGGUGCGCAUGCUCAACGAGAGCAGCCACCGCGUCGUCAUGAUCACUGGAGAUAACCCGCUAACUGCUGUCCACGUCGCUCGUCAGGUCGAGAUUGUGGACCGUGAUGUUCUUAUUCUUGACGCGCCUGAAAAUGACAACUCCGGUACUCGUGUGGUGUGGCGAAGCAUUGAUGACAAGGUUAAUAUCGAUGUUGACCCUACCAAGCCGUUGGACCGCGAGAUUCUGAAAACCAAGGAUAUCUGUAUUACUGGUUAUGCUCUGGCCAAAUUCAAGGACCAGAAGGCCCUUCCUGACCUCCUCCGCCACACGUGGGUUUAUGCUCGUGUCUCCCCCAAGCAGAAAGAAGAUAUUCUUCUUGGCCUCAAGGAUGCUGGCUAUACGACUCUGAUGUGUGGUGACGGUACUAAUGAUGUCGGAGCGCUUAAGCAAGCCCACGUCGGUGUGGCGCUUCUGAACGGGUCCCAGGAGGACUUGACUAGAAUCGCUGAUCACUAUCGGACUACGAAGAUGAAGGAGAUCUAUGAGAAGCAGGUCUCUAUGAUGCAACGUUUCAACCAGCCUGCACCGCCUGUUCCUGCUCAGAUCGCUCAUCUGUACCCGCCCGGCCCUGGUAACCCCCACUAUCAGAAGGCUAUUGAAAGAGAGGCAUUGAAACGAGGUGCAAAGGAUGCUGUGAAUCAGGCAGAGGCUAUCCCUACUAUCACAUCUCCUGGUGCUCAGGCGUUGCAACAGAAUUUGACUCCUCAGCAACAACGACAACAGCAGGCGUCCAAGGCAGCUGCCGGGUUUGCCGAUAAGCUUACUUCGACCAUGAUGGAACAGGAGCUCGAUGACAGUGAGCCUCCAACCAUCAAGCUUGGAGAUGCAUCUGUUGCCGCGCCCUUCACCAGUAAACUAGCCAACGUCAUCGCCAUUCCCAACAUUCUCCGUCAAGGCCGCUGCACUCUCGUCGCAACUAUUCAGAUGUACAAGAUUCUUGCCCUGAACUGUUUGAUCAGUGCCUACAGUUUGAGUGUCAUCUACCUUGACGGCAUCAAGUUUGGUGAUGGCCAAGUCACCAUUAGCGGUAUGCUGAUGAGUGUUUGCUUCCUCUCAAUUUCCCGUGCAAAGUCUGUCGAAGGUCUUUCCAAGGAACGCCCACAGCCAAACAUUUUCAAUGUCUACAUAAUUGGUUCUGUCCUUGGCCAGUUUGCCAUCCAUAUUGCGACACUGAUCUACCUAUCAAACUAUGUUUACAAGAUUGAACCGAGAGACUCUGAUGUCGACUUGGAGGGCGAGUUCGAGCCAUCGCUUCUCAACAGUGCCAUUUACCUUCUCCAGCUUAUUCAGCAAAUCUCCACCUUCUCUAUCAACUACCAGGGCCGUCCUUUCAGAGAGUCUAUUCGUGAGAACAAGGCUAUGUACUGGGGAUUGGUUGCCGCAUCAGGAGUUGCCUUCUCAUGUGCUACUGAGUUCAUUCCCGAGCUGAACGAGAAACUCCGCCUUGUUCCCUUCAGCAACGAGUUCAAGAUCACGUUGACCGUUCUGAUGGCUCUCGACUACGCUGGCUGCUGGGUGAUCGAAAACGUGCUCAAGACACUCUUCAGCGACUUCCGGCCCAAGGAUAUUGCUGUUCGCCGCCCAGAUCAGCUUAAGAGGGAGACUGAGCGCAAGAAGAGAGAAGCACUUGAAAAGGGCUCGGCUAAUGGUCAGCCCAAGACUGCUUAGAUUUCAAGUUUGGGGCCUUCAUUGGAGUAGUAGAUGGUUAGAUUUUCUUUUCUCUAAUCUGGGAGAUGCCCUAAUGUGUUUGUAUAGAUAAACUGCAUUCGCAAGUAUAUAAGAAUGAUUGAAUUAAUGCAAUAAUAUUAGUUAGUGCGCUUGUACCGAGACCAUGUAGUUCGGGAUUGCCUG
Messenger RNA from Aspergillus calidoustus, 4313 nucleotides. NCBI's taxonomy places the organism in Eukaryota, Fungi, Ascomycota, Eurotiomycetes, Eurotiales, Aspergillaceae. The record is from the annotation of a GenBank genome assembly.